Molecule: messenger RNA, 2841 nt
Organism: Cyclocybe aegerita
Lineage: Eukaryota; Fungi; Basidiomycota; Agaricomycetes; Agaricales; Hemipholiotaceae
Source: the annotation of a GenBank genome assembly
AUGAAAGAAACUGACCCUGACUUUGGUCCAUCGAGUUCUUCCUACCCUCAGAGCUGCUCGUCUUCUAGCUUUCUUCCAUCAAUGCCUCGAGUCGCGCACGAUAGCAGCGUGUUACGCAAAGUCACCAACAUCGGGGAUCCAGGGUCUCCUUCCCAUCGAUACAGGCGAUCCGGGUUAGAGAACGACGAUGGAUCUUCUCGUGGGUUCCAAAUGGCAAGCCUACAGGUCAUAUCAUCUCUUUCGACACCCAUAUCACGACGCAGGUCCCACAGGCUUCCUGCCGAUGAAAGAGGUGAGGGUAAUGAGGAAGCUCAGACCGUAAUACGCGAUGAACAGAACGUCUCUCCCUAUGGGAAUCUUCCUGGAUGGGAUCAGAAUCCAUAUGUACCUUGGUCGCUGCUAGUUGAGAACUCGUCACGAAUCGAACACGCAAAGCACGAAACGUACGCCAGGGUGAAGGCGUUCCGGGACCUGGGACUAAGGCGGCGGCAAGAGGAGGCUGGCCAUUUCCAAGAAACGACGGGGGAGGACCAGGAACGGCUGAGAGAGGAAAGGGAAGCUUUCAUGCAGGAAGUGCGACAACGUCGUGCCUUGGAACUUGAAGCAAAAAUGCAGCAGAAGAAAGAGAGGUUAGAGAAGGAACUUGCGAGGAAGGAGAUGGAUGCCGCACGACGUAAAUGCAAGAUGGAAAUGCAGGCCAAGAGAAGGCAGGAAGCCGGUACGAUUGGGCAAUACGUCGUGCUCGACUCGAGCCUUGUUACAUGCCGCGCGGGGUUGGAGAUCUUCCAAGUCAUCCCUGGAUUCGAAUUGUGUCGCAUGACGAUGAAGAACCUCCCCUUCGACGUCAAAAGAGAGGACAUACGAGCAAUCUUCUCCCAAAAGGGCAUUUCGCCGGUCGAUUACUGCGUUCUCGAUUCAAAGGAGGUCGAUGGGAAGACGGAGACUGGGGUUCUCGUGAACGUUGAGCAACGCAAUACCGUGCUGCGAACCCUGGAUGGCGUGGCAUUGUGUGGACGGGUCAUCUCCUUGCACCUCAACGACUCUCCAAGUUGGACAAUGGGCAGCAUGACGAAGGAACCAAUGCUCUUGACGGUGUCGUGGAAACUCCCUGUUCAGACAUUGAUCGCCAUCUACAAUACGCCAGCAGAGGCUGUCCAACAGGCCCGGUGGUUGGACGGGAAGACAUGGAAGGGCCAACAGAUUUCGGCUUGUUGGGAGCAAGGGCAUUCGAGAGCAUCCAGUCUUGGCCAGGUCACGGAUUUCCGAACUGUGAAGCUCUCAGGAUGUCGACUCGGGGCAGAAAGAGACCCAGAGUUCGUGCAAUUUGUCGGGACGCCUUCCAGGUUCAUCAUCCCGGAUCCAACCGCGACCACCUGGCAUCAUACUGUCAUUGCAGACGUUCGAAAGCAUCUGACUAAAUACGCUGGAGCUCAAACGCAAUCCCUCGAGAUUUCGACGACUGGGACAGGCGAAUGUUUGAUCAGAGUAGAGUUCGAAGAUUGGGAAGGCCUAAAGGCAGCGCACGCGUCAAUAGACGAAAGAAGUAUAGGUGGCGGUCCGAUACUCACUGCAACGAGGCCUGGCCACAUCCAAUAUUCUAUCAAGAUACCAGUACAGCAGUACGAGGCACAGAAGAAACUAUGGGACGUCCUGUCCAAGUCUGACCCCAUCACUAACGCCUACGUCCGCGCCCAAACCGAAGACUCGCACACUGUUGAAAUACGUCUCUUCGGCGCGGACCCAAAGACAAUGGGCAUCUUGAAAGUCAGAGUCGAGAAUCUUGUCGCGGGCGAGCAGCUUGGGCCGGAGUACUGGCAUUCCACUUUCGCAUCCGAGAAUCGGUCGAAAAACUUCUUCGACUAUCUCCGACUUGCAACUGGCACAUACGCUAAAGGAGACGCGAAGGCCCUAACCCUCAGGAUUUACGGCGAACCUCGAGUAAUCGAAAAGGCUCAGGUGUUGAUCAGGUCCUACGUGGGUAGAAUGGCAGGAAUUGAAACCAGAACGACGUUGGAUAGAGACUCCGUGGGGUUCUUUGUGAGAGAAGGCCUUGGACGGCUGAAGGAGCUCCUAGGAGAAGACAACGUCAGGUUCAACCUUGAUUCAGAGGUAUGCACAGUCACCAUCAAAGGAGGCGAAGAAGCCAAGCACCAUCUCAGGCGGCUCAUCGGCGAGUCGAAAUCGCAAAUGCAAUUUGAAGACGAGCUGCCAGGGAUCGUUGGGCGGACUUGCCCGAUUUGCUAUGACGACGUGUCGAACCCCGAGCAGCUCGGUUGCGGGCAUACUUAUUGCUCGGGAUGCUUGAAGCACUUCCUACAUUCCGCCACCGACACUGACAAGUUCCCUCUCGUCUGCAUGGGCGAAGACGGCAGGUGCAACGCGCCGAUCUCCAUACCCUUCCUCCAUCGUUUCCUCCCUCCCCAAGUCUUCCAGCAGCUCAUCGAAGCCGCGUUCAGGUCGUAUCUCCAGAAGCUCCCGCAGGAGCUGAAGUACUGCCCGACCCCCGACUGCAAACAGAUCUACCGCGUCCGCCAGGAUGUGAAUGCCAUGCAGUGCCCGUCGUGUAUGUCCACUAUCUGCCCCCGUUGCAACGAGGAGGGACACGAAGGCAUGACCUGCGAGGAGAGGCGCAUAUACAAGGACCCGGCGGAACAAGAACGUCUGAAUGCAGAGCUCGCAGCGGGUCGAGGGUACAAGAGGUAUGUGGCGUUCAUAUGUGCUGGCAGUGCUUGGGCAUCUUUGCGAAUGGCGUCUACAGUCACACAUGCCCUACAACUAGAAAUUGAAGGUCGGAGCUGCUGGUGUGGCAUAGAUUCGUCGAGGUUGAAGGUGUGGAGUUGA